Columba livia (rock pigeon) is the source of this 1074-nucleotide messenger RNA. It is a transcript of the gene DENR, whose product is annotated as density regulated re-initiation and release factor. The transcript is spliced from 8 exons. The record is from RefSeq and is a predicted model, not a curated record. Gene Ontology annotation, biological process: formation of translation preinitiation complex; translation reinitiation. The coding region runs from base 234 to 836 and encodes 200 amino acids. NCBI's taxonomy places the organism in Eukaryota, Metazoa, Chordata, Aves, Columbiformes, Columbidae. Gene Ontology annotation, molecular function: mRNA binding; translation initiation factor activity.
GUGUGCGGAGCCGCUGGAGGAGGGAGCGGGAGGAGCCGCCGCGGCCUGAGGGGCCUCCCCGGUACCGCCGCUCCGCUGCCGCCCGGCCCUCUCCGCGGGAGCCGCGCUCCGCCGCUGCCCCGGUCCAGCGGCGGGUGGCCUUGCCCAGCUCCGGCACCCUCCGUCUCCCCCGGUGCCUCCCCUCGCGGUGAUCCCCGUGUCGUACCUCAGCAUCCCCCCCUCAGGCUUGUGACAUGGCCACAGAUGUCGCUGAGCCUGUGGUCCCUGACUGCAGAGGAGACGUGAGGAGCGGUGCCAGGUCAGAUGCUGACUAUCCUCUUCGGGUUCUCUACUGCGGAGUUUGUUCGUUGCCAACAGAGUACUGCGAAUACAUGCCUGAUGUGACUAAAUGCAGACAAUGGUUAGAAAAGAAUUUUCCAGAUGAGUUUGCAAAACUUACAGUAGAAAACUCGCCUAAACAGGAAACUGGGACUGGAGAAGGCCAAGGAACUGCAGGGGGAGGAGAAGAAGAAGAGAAGAAGAAGCAAAAGAGAGGUGGAAGAGGUCAGAUAAAACAGAAAAAGAAGACUGUACCACAGAAAGUUACAAUAGCUAAAAUUCCCAGAGCAAAAAAGAAAUACGUCACAAGAGUAUGUGGCCUUGCAACGUUUGAAAUUGACCUUAAGGAAGCACAAAGGUUUUUUGCUCAGAAAUUUUCCUGUGGUGCCUCAGUAACAGGAGAAGAUGAAAUCAUCAUUCAGGGGGAUUUUACAGACGACAUUAUCGAUGUCAUCCAGGAGAAGUGGCCUGAGGUGGAUGAUGAUAGCAUUGAAGAUCUUGGAGAAGUCAAGAAGUGAUGGUGAAAGAUUACCUUUAUUUAAUCAUAUGGUUAUAAACGACGUAGCCAAAGUGAGGCUUCUACAUCCAUUUGCUCCACAGUUAAACUGUGGAGAAUCCGUAUCCUUGGCGUUUUCACUGUUCUGUAUAGGCUGCUUGGUUUUUUUGUUGUGAUAUUUGCCAAAGUUAAAUUGGGGUUCUAUCAUGCUUAUGCAUGAAGUAGAUUUAAAUAAAAUUACUGUUCCUCACUGAAUACAA